Molecule: messenger RNA, 639 nt
Organism: Penicillium odoratum
Lineage: Eukaryota; Fungi; Ascomycota; Eurotiomycetes; Eurotiales; Aspergillaceae
Product: mitochondrial 54S ribosomal protein uL23m
Exons: 3
Coding region: 1-639 (212 amino acids)
Biological process (GO): mitochondrial translation
Cellular component (GO): mitochondrial large ribosomal subunit; ribosome
Molecular function (GO): structural constituent of ribosome
Source: RefSeq, a predicted model, not a curated record
AUGGUACGCAAAGCAAUUGGUGUCGCUAAAACGGGGGUCAAGCAGUCUAUGCUGCCGCCUGCCCAGCGCAAGCAGGUCUUCCUUCCUGAAUUCACCAUCGCCCUUGUCCGAACCCCCUUCCUCUCUCCCCGCUAUGCGCAAUUCCGCGUCCCCCUCAACUUUAACAAGCUCGACAUGCGUGACUAUCUCCAGCGCUUGUACGGCGUGGCAGCUGUCAGAAUUCGCAGCUACAUCGAGCAGCAGCCCGUCACCCGGCUAACGCGAGAAGGCCGAUCCCUUGGCCAAUGGCGACGACCGAAGUCUGAGAAACGGAUGACUGUUGAACUACGGGACGAGUUCGUUUGGCCCGAGGAGCCCAAGGAUCUGGCAAAGUGGGAGAAGGAAGCCUGGGACUCAAUCACCAAGGCCAACCACGAGGAACAAAAGAAGAAUUCCCAGAAGGGUCACGCAGCCGAGAAGCCGGACAAGAAGGUGAUCGAGGCGUUCGAGAAGCAGGCUAAGGAGUUGAAGAAUGAUAAGAUGACCUGGCAGCCGACUUGGAAGACACUAGGCCUUGACUUCGCGCACAAAGAGUUUGCCUACACCAAAGGCAGGGGUUUCCAGAAUCCUAAAUGGCUUACUCUGCCAAAGAAGCGUUAA